GUAUGAUUUUUUAUAUACAUAAAUAAAAGCAACAAUUAUCAAACGAAUUAAUGAUGCUUGUGAAAAGAUAAGUUUCAAAAAUGGAACAAAAUUCUAUCAAAACAAUGACGGAGGUUAGAAACAAUUUGGAAGAUGAAUUAUUGAAUUAUUUGGCUGAAAGUGAUGCAAAUUUUAAAAGUCAACAAAAAGAUGAUCCUGAGUUAACAUUUGAAGAAAAACGAACGAUUGCAAGUAAUUUACUUCAAAGAAGUCAUUGUUUAUUUCUCGCAAAAUUUGGGCAUUAUUUACUUGAAGAACAUUUAAAAUAUUUUGAUAGUGCUAAAGAUAAAAAUUAUGAAAUAUCCUACCAUAUAAAUAGAUUACACAGACAUUUUAAUAAUUCUAUAAGACAAAGAGAUAUAAAAAAUAGACGAUAUGAGGCACUUAAAAAAUUGAUAAAGGAAGGAGAAUAUUUCAGUGAAUGUGAAAUGAUGAAACGGAAUCCAUUAUUAUAUGAACAACUUGUUGGGCAAUAUUUAACAAAAAAGCAAAAAGAAACUCGUGAUAAUAUAGAUAUGAAAAGUACUACUUUUGUUCAUCUCCUUAUGGAAAGCAUUGAAAGAGAUUGGAUUAAAGAACGUGAAAAAUUACAAAAAGAAGAAGAAGAUAAUGUUCUAGAAGAGAAUGAUUCUGACGAUGACGACACGGAUGAAAAUUAUUCUUUGAAACAAUCAAAUUUGAAAACAGAACCAAAUAAAUCUUGGGGUGAAUUACCUGAAAUUCAAGUUAACAAAGAAGAUGAAAAUAAAACAACACAUAUACAUAAAUAUAUACAAAAAAUCUCAAACAAAGAAAAAGAGAUACUUAAAGAAGAAUUUGUAACACAUAUGUAUCAAAGCUUUCUAGAAGGAAAAGAUCUUGAGUUUGAUUAUAGCAUGGUCGAUAACAAUGAAGCAUACGAUAAUGUAGAUUUGCGAACUCAAGAUGAAGAAGAAAAAUAUUUUGAUUCAGAAUCUCCUGAAACUAUUAUUCCAGAAAACAGCAUAGUUCAGAGUGAAUCUGAAGAUGAAUUGGAUAUUUACAUGCGAUCGUUGAAGGAACAGACUUCUACAAACACACAUAGUGUGGACAAUGAGACAUGAAUUUAUAGAUAUAGUAUUUUAAGGCAAAUAUUGUAAAUAUAAAACAUAGACUUUUAAAAGAUUA
Vespula pensylvanica (western yellowjacket) is the source of this 1185-nucleotide messenger RNA. RefSeq names its product coiled-coil domain-containing protein 97. The record is from RefSeq and is a predicted model, not a curated record. The transcript is spliced from 3 exons. Bases 81 to 1121 code for a protein of 346 amino acids. Lineage: Eukaryota; Metazoa; Arthropoda; Insecta; Hymenoptera; Vespidae.